GGCUUCACAUUACGCUGCAAUAGAGUUAUAAAACCCCGAUGUAAGGCUUUAGUUUUAUAUUAAUAUUAUAUUUCAUAUUAAAUAUUGGCUUUCCAGAGCACAUUUGACGUCAGAGGUGCGUCGAGGACUCGCGUUAUAUUUAUUAAGAAUUGUCUGAUAUUGGAUCUAACCUAUUGAAAUCACCUGGAAGAGGAGGAUGGACAUCACCUUUGGCUGAGCACUCCUAUCAAGAUUUAGUUUAAGGAACAUGGGGACAGUUUCCAUGCGCCAGCCUGAUUCAGCAGUAUGAUUGGAGCGUCCAGCCUCUCAGGGGACACCCUGAUAGCGUGCCACUUCCCUGUGGUCCAGCUUCCCACCUGGCAACUUCCUGUCCAGGCCCUGUGCAGUUCGGCCAAGAGGCCUGGCCGGCUGUGCUCAGUGGGCUUGACCCGAGCUGUGUCACUCCCAGAGCAAGACUCUCUGAACCAAGAGCAUGCCUUCAAAGGUGGUCGGAGACAUUUUUCCAGCAGCUACGGUAGUCUCAACGAGGACCGAGCUGAGGAGGAGGGGGGCAGCGACAGCAGCGGGAGGUACGACUCCAAUUCAUCACCAGAGGAGACGAGUUCCCAUCUGAAGAAGGAAAGCUCUGGAGCUAGAGACAGUCUGCGCUCACACAACUCAUUUCUCCCCAAUACAGAGCUUGAUGAGGAUGAGGAAGAUGAGGAUAGUGAUGGAGAUAAUCUACACAGAUAUCAUGAGGACUCAUCUUUUGUGUUGCAUGGAAACACCAACUGGCCUCUGAGUAAUGGUACCAGGAAUCAUACAAUGUCCCAUGGGUACAUGGAUGGUGAAUGGGGCCAUGAAGGCACCAUGUUGAGUACUGAGAGUGACCGAGAGUGGCUCUCUAACCAGCCUCAUCACCCAGACUCAGUGCAGACUGAAUGCCAGUGCUGUCAUGUGAUCAAACCUGGCAUCCUGGUGAUGGCUUAUGGAGAGCAGGAUGCAGACAGACUGAAGGAUAACAUGUCCUGCUGCAUCCACAGCCAACACAAAUGUUCCCCAGAGCUGUUCUCCAACAAUCACACAGAGUACGUGAGCGACUCUUCCUGUAACAGCUCCGACGGCGUCUUGGUUAACUUCUGCACUAUCUAUAACAGGAGCAACAACCCCGCCACGCCUCAUGACCUCAGCAGUCCUGCAGUUCACCCCGCUCAGUCACCUGAGGGAUCUGUGUUCCUCAGCCUGCAACCUGUUCCUCAGACUCCAGCCGAGGACCUCCAACAUGACGACAUGACAGUGAACUCCCCCCCUAAAGAGGAAGUUGACACGACACCCUCAGCCUCCUGCUGGUCUCCUCAGGGCCUCGACUCUAACUGCAAUCUUUACUCCCUGGAGCCGCUACCCCCGGGUCUCUCCUCGCUGGAGGUGUCAGACUUGGCUGCCUGUCUCCAGAGCCAGGCCACACUGGCCAUAGGGACCAACCAGAAGUAUUACAAGCUUGUGACUUGUGACCUGUCCUCCCAGUCGCCCAGCCCGGCCUGGUCCAGCCUCACCAGCUGCACUGAGGGUCAGUGCAGGAGUAGCCCCUUCCCUCCGUCUGAGCACCUCAGUGUUGAUCAUGAGAAAGAAGGACAAGACAAAGAAGUCAAGAUGGAGAAAGAGGACCAACAAAAGGAAAAAAGGUUCUCUUCUGCUCAGUACAGCGCCGAGUUUGAAUGCUCUCAGUUUCAGACCUAUGAUUACCAAGUUGCCUCCACCUCCACUGAGCAAGCCCUCUGCAGGAAGAAACAUACAGACAGCAUCCAAAACCUCUCCCACACGCCCUGUUCGCUGUGCCCCAGCCAGUGUAGCCCACAUAGCAGCAAAUGCCAAGGCACAAGCACUGCGUCCACACAGCCAUCUGUGAUUCUGCACCAGGAGCACUGUGAUACUGAUGCUACUGAGAAGGGAGCGUGCUCAUUGGAAAAUGCAGUGGUGCGCUACAGUAAGGCCCAAAGACCAACCUCGCUGCCCAUCCAGCCCUUAGUUCUGGUCCCUGCAGGCAAACCCCAGACCCAGCACCUGGGCUGUCUUCUAGAGCAGUACAUGAAUCAGAAGAGCAACAAGUCUGGUAGCUCCCAACCAGGCCUCAAAUUCAAGGGCAAAAGCAGUCAGUGCUUUUCUAAUCUUCAGCCAUCCCCAAUGGGCAAUCACUGCCCCAUCUUCCUGGAGGCUCCUUCGAGCUCGGACACCUGCUCCACCUGCACGCCGAGUCCAGAGUGCUUCAGCCGCAGACGUGCAUGGAGCCAGUCCAGCAGAGGCCACGGACGUCCAAGUCCCUGUGCAUCAAAAAGCAGACUGGAUCCAAUGCACAUCAGCCCAAAGCCCAGACUGGCCCAGGAGCAAGAUAAAACAAGCCCCUACUCAGGCAAAAUUCUGACUAACACUUUUUCAAAUCUGAUUUCAGCUCAGUCCAACCUUGUUAAAAUUCCCACCUACCAGGACCUUAUUAACUUCACCCCUGCGCAGGGUCAUGCCAACAGUGAGCCCAAAACUCCCAAGAAGUCCCACACCCCCUACCCUCCAGUAUUCUCUCAUACACCCCCCACUUUACUCCUAACCACUGACACCAAUCACCCAAACCUGCAGGUGUCCCUGUCUCCUCCCACUACUGUACAACCAGAAAAAAAGCUCCCUCAGUACCAAGCUGCACCUGCAGCUGACUCUGGCUUUUUUCAUGGUAGUUUCACAGCUGCCCUCUCCUCCGUAGCUCCUCUCUCAUCUUUGAGUUCUCUGCUUUCAUUGGCUGCUUCUGGGCUGCAAAUCCAGGAGUCUGCAGUGCUCAGUGGGAAGCCGAGUCAGAGUCAACACAGUGAAUCUCUGAUACUGAGUGACAAGCCACCCACAGAGUUCUGCCUCUCACCAGAUACGUCUUAUGAGUCUAUGUCUAUCAGCCAUCUUCAGAGGAGAGGCUUGCUGAGGUCUGUGAGCAGGGUGGUGGAUUUGAUCAUGGCUCAUUUUGGCAGCAGCAGAGACCCUGAAGAAAAGAUGCGUCUGGGUAACAGCUCCCGCAGCCCCACGAUCGCUGGUCUGGUGCUGGAACAUUUGUGUCCAGCGAUCCAGAAUAUUUUAGAGGACGGUCUGCGGGAUCACAAGCUGGAUUUCAUUAUAGGGCAGCGCCGCAACCACUCCUGGAGUGUGGUGGAGGUCUCUACUAGGAUUGGUCCAUCCACCAGGGUCCUUUAUAGCCUCGUCUCCAAAAUCAGACAGUGUCCGCAGCUCACCAACCACUGCAUGAGACUGAGAGCCUUCAUCAUGGGCCUGCUGAACUUGAGAGCUUUGGAAUUCUGGCUCAGUCACCUUCAGAGUCAAAAAGAUGUGGUGACAACAUACUACCAUUCUUGGGGCUUCCUGUCCAUGUCACUGGGUCAGUGUCAGCCCUUGUUUCAGGAGCUGCUACUUCUGCUGCAGCCGCUCUCCGUGUUGCCCUUCGACCUCAACUUGCUCCUGGAGCCCCGACUGUUACUUAACAGACAGCUGUGUUUGGAGGAAGAGGGUGUUUCUCCACCUCCGCCGUGCUCAGCCCUCCUAGUGACCAGCUGGCCACUACUGCAAGCAGACAAAAAGGCAGACAGCAGCCACAGCAGUCAGCAAACUAAGAUUUCACACCACACAGGUCUGCAUCACCAAGAGUCUCCCACUUCUCAGAACUGUGUCAAGCAGGAUUGCGGAGGGAUGCAGACGAACAGGAGUCCAUUGUUAGCUCCUAUUCCAGAGUGGUGGCCGACAGAGCCUGACCUUAUGGAUGGUGUGGUUGAAGGGGAGGACUGUAGCCAUAAUUAUGGAGAUACUUGGUCUCAAAUAAGUAUGGACAGCAGGCAAGAAGAGAGGAAGGGAGAGAAAGACAAUGAGACCCCAACUGCGUCCACUUGUGUCCAGGCUGAGAGUCCAUGUCAGGGUGGGCUGCGCUGGGCCAAACUGUUUGGAGCAGCUGAUAUGCCCACCCGGACAGAGACAGUAUCUCAGAGUCACAUUGGAGCACAAACCAAAAGGUACAGGCGACCAUCACAGUGGCUGCAUUUUGACAGAUCGCAACUCGGACUGUUGGCUCAAUCCAUCAGGGCGAUGAAGCUCGGAGGAGUGCAUACUAACAAGGACUGCUGAAAACUGAACCCUCUGUGGGUGGAGGACUGAGUGGAGCUCAUUUACUGUAAAAACAAAAAGUCUUAACUGCAUGAUAAUUAACACAUAGUGCUGAACUGAUCAGAAAGCACAUAAAAUACAGGAUUAACUGCCUGGCAAUGGCCCGCAUUCAUCACGCUUUGUGUUGCACCAGCUAUUCAUAAAUCCGUUACUAAAGCCUAAUUGAUGGCAGGGUGCUUGACACUUUUGAGGAGUGUUGCUCGACAGAAAUUAAAGAGCCAUGCGGCAUUUGGAAUUUAUGCUUUGGUGGAAGGUUUCAGCUGUCUCCGUGGUAACCAGACGCUGUCCUCCAGCCGGCUUGUGUCAUCCCAAUCUGGAAAUAGAUUCUUCUGACAGCUGUUUGUUUUGUAUCUAUAUUUGUCCUGCUUUGUUUCUUUUUGUAUUUUUUAGUUAAUUGAAAUGGAAGAGAUUUAUUUUUUAAACAUUAUUUUUGGCUUCUUGCCUUUAUUGGAUAGGACAGUUUAAGCAUGAAAGAGGGAGAGAGAGAGGAUGACAUGCAACAAACCAGUGGCUGCUGCAGCAAAGACAUUGCCUUCAGAUAUGGGAUGCCUGCUCUACCCACUAAGCCACUGGGUGCCCAAGGCAGAGAUUUCAAACUCACUUCUACUGAGGAGAAAACAAGAGUGCAAGAAAAGGAGGUGGUCAGUGCAUCCAUUGAACCAAACAAGGGAGCUACAGGGUGAAUAAAUGUGACGCAAUGUGACUACCUAAUAAAACUGCAGGACAAAAUAUGAGUAUGUGUGACAUAACAAAAUCCUCCAGGUACACGACAUUAGUGGAAACUUUUCCAUCAAAAAUAGGUCAUUUCUGUCAAGCGACACUCAUUAAAAGUGUCAGGUGCCCCUCCGUAAAUCAGCCAUUAGUUUUGUGAUUCCUUUUGAGGUUCUUAGGAUCAGCUAGUUUCUAAAUAAAUAAGGUUGCAUCAUUUAAACUAAUUUGUAAAACUUAAGUGUGUACAAGGACAACGGCUGUCCAAUCAACUCUGUAAACAGAAAGUUGCUGUAGCAUCACAAACUAGCAUAACUGCCAAAAAUAACAAUUUUAACAUCCAAUCUAAUAUUAUAUCUAACUGCCAUUCACUGUAGAUGUUAGGAGGGCCCAAUUCUAUUUUAUAUAUCUGUACAUGGAGAAAUAAGUGUAUAGAGUUUGUGUUAAAUAUAAUAUUUAGAUAGUUUAUAAUGAGGGGAAAAUAUAAUGCUAAUGCUA
This is a messenger RNA of Epinephelus lanceolatus (giant grouper), 5367 nucleotides long. RefSeq names its product AP-4 complex accessory subunit RUSC2. The record is from RefSeq and is a predicted model, not a curated record. NCBI's taxonomy places the organism in Eukaryota, Metazoa, Chordata, Actinopteri, Perciformes, Serranidae. Gene Ontology annotation, cellular component: cytoplasmic vesicle.